CUUGAAGGAGCAGAUCAUGACGACUAACGUGUGGGUGGACCAUCAGUGGAGUGACCACAAGUUCCAGUGGGACCCAGAGGAGUACGGCGGCGUGAUGGAGCUCUACGUCCCCUCCGAGAUCAUCUGGCUGCCUGAUAUUGUCCUCUAUAACAACGCUGACGGGGAGUACAUCAUCACUACCAUGACCAAGGCCGUCCUCCACCACAAUGGGAUCGUCACUUGGUCUCCUCCGGCCAUCUUCAAGUCCUCCUGUGUGAUAGACGUCCGGUACUUCCCCUUCGACCAGCAAGACUGUUUCAUGAAGUUUGGUUCUUGGACUUACGAUGGGUACCAGAUCGACCUGAAGCACUUAGACCAGAAGGACGGGACGGACAGGGUCGACGUGGGCAUCGACCUCCGGGAGUAUUACCCUUCUGUCGAGUGGGACAUUAUGGGGGUGCCAGCCGAGAGAAACGAGAAGUAUUACCCCUGCUGCAUAGAGCCCUACCCAGAUAUCUACUUCAACAUCACGUUACGAAGGAAGACGCUCUUCUACACCGUCAACCUUAUCAUCCCCUGCGUGAGUUUAGAGUACCUGUCGGUGUUGGUGUUCUACCUGCCGGCGUACUCUGGUGAAAAGGUGGCUCUGUGCAUCAGUAUUCUCCUCUCUCAGACUAUGUUCUUCCUCCUCAUCUCGGAGAUUAUGCCCUCCACUUCCUUGGCUAUGCCGCUGCUAGGCAAGUACCUCCUCUUCACCAUGCUGCUCGUCGGCCUCAGCGUCAUCGUCACCAUCAUCGUCCUCAACAUACACUACCGCAAGCCUUCCACGCAUCGCCUCGCUCCCUGGGUUAGAAAGCUCUUCAUCGACACACUACCGCCGCUGUUACUCAUGCGGGUACCUAAGAAGGACGAGACGAUUGCGGAGGCGCAGGAACUCCCGGGCAGGAGGCCUCGAGAGAACGGCAGUGGGGCCAAUCUCAACGACUGGUUCAGGGAGCGACAACAGCAGUUCCCAGGAUCUUCCUUCAACGGCCUACGUCCCCCAGGUGGUGGGGGCUGUCCUGGGGGCCUGAGAGCUGCGGGGCUGUGCGGGCUGGGGUCUGGUGUCCCUAGCGGAGACAUUGACGAAGAUGGUCUGCCCAGCGCGCCAGGGAUGUCUGGGGGAGGGGUGUUCGAGGCACCGUACGGAGACCUGCCGGAGUGCUUCCACAUCUCCCCGGAGUCCCAGGCGCAUUACCCUUACGAGAUCAAGCGGGCCAUCUACAACGUCAAGUUCAUCCACUAUCACCAGAUGCAGCAGGACAAGUUCGAUGAGGAGGACGAUGACUGGGCGUUCGUGGCGAUGGUGCUGGACCGUCUUCUGCUGUGGGUGUUCGGCCUCACGUCUGUCCUGGGAACUAUUGUCAUCCUCUUCGAGUCUCCCUUCCUCUACGACUCCACCUCCCCUAUAGACAUGGUCCAUAGCGAGGUGGCACGCCUCCAGUUCCAGCAACAAGACAUUGAUUUCUAAACAUAAUAAAAAUAGGUGAAAUACAAGGAACAAAACUACGAGCAACAGAUGAGUGUACAGGCGCGUGAAGCGUUGACUUUGUUUUUCCUAUACUGUCGUGUGCUGCUUGGAGUGAGUCAGUGAAAACACGACAACUAGUGACGCUAUACUACGUGUGUGCGUGUGUGUGUGUGCGUGUGUGUCUGUGUGUGCUUGUAUCAUGCUGUGUUUUACGGUACACUCGUAUCCACGCAGGUGUUUAUACCCAGAAUAAUCGCUCAAUUAACAGGUGUGUCUAGGUGAGAGAGGGACGCGCUGCUGGGGACAAUAAACAAAGGAGCAGCUCUCGUGGACACCUGAGCUCACAGCAGCGUCAUGGACACCUUGUUUAUGUAGGUUUUGUAUUUUUAGAUCAUCUGUUACUGUAGCCAAGAACAACUUUGUUCCAUGUGUGUGUGUGUGCACGUGUGUAUUAUAUAUACAAAUAUAUAUUAAGCUAAACAAAAUGUAAAAAUAUACAGAUUAUGUCGAAAUUCACAAAAUUAUACCUGACUGAAUCAGAAAAAUACACUUGCAUAAUAAUGAGGACUGCAUGUAGGAAGAUGCCGCCAUCUAUACCUCCCUGGGUCCUGGUGUGUGUGUGUGUGAGAUAGGAAGUCAGGACCAAUAGGUUGGAUGG
Molecule: messenger RNA, 2147 nt
Organism: Homarus americanus (American lobster)
Lineage: Eukaryota; Metazoa; Arthropoda; Malacostraca; Decapoda; Nephropidae
Gene: nAChRalpha2
Product: acetylcholine receptor subunit alpha-L1-like
Exons: 8
Coding region: 17-1489 (490 amino acids)
Biological process (GO): chemical synaptic transmission; monoatomic ion transmembrane transport; regulation of membrane potential
Cellular component (GO): neuron projection; postsynaptic membrane; synapse
Molecular function (GO): transmembrane signaling receptor activity; acetylcholine-gated monoatomic cation-selective channel activity
Source: RefSeq, a predicted model, not a curated record